This is a messenger RNA of Paramecium sonneborni, 2856 nucleotides long. NCBI's taxonomy places the organism in Eukaryota, Ciliophora, Oligohymenophorea, Peniculida, Parameciidae. The record is from the annotation of a GenBank genome assembly.
AUGAUAUUUGAUAAAAAAUCAACUUUAGAAAAAUAAGAAACUAAGGGUGUAAAAGAUCAAAACAUAAUUUAAAAUCAAAACAAUUGUUGUUGUGAAGCAUAAUUCAGAAAUAAUAAGCAAGAUCCCUAAAAAUAUUAUAAAGGCUAGAUUUGGAAUUCAUAAAAAGCUCGAUUUGAGCAAAUUUAAUUUAAAAUAGAAAUUAUGUUGGAUAAUAAAAUUAAGUACACUUUAUCCAAUGGCUCUAUUAUUGAAUUGUACUAAAUUAUGAAAUUAAAUACUAGAAAUGAUUUUAAUGAUCCUGAAAUGAAGAUUCAAGAGUUGGUAAAUUUAGAAUAAAUUAAAUAUCUUCGUUGGUAAGGAAAAUACGGUGAAAAUUAGCAGAAAAUUGGAAAGUGGAUAGCAUUAUGGAAAGGAGAAAGAAUUUUCGAUUCAGGUGGAUAUUACUGUAAAGAUGGAUUUAAAUAAGGAUAAUGGAAAGAAUUAAUUAAAAAUUACUCAAGGUUUUUAGAAUUUUUAAUUCUAAAUUAGUUAAAACAAAGCUUUUGAAAUUGGAGAAUAUUUUAAUGGUUAUAAAAUAGGUACCUGGUAAUAAAUUUUUGAAGAUUAAGUGAUGUAUAUUUUUAAUAUUCAAUAUGUAGUGGAAAUGGAUUUUACGACGACUCUGGUCUAAAAACCUCAAAAUGGAUAGAGUAGGAUUAUUAUUUUUGGAAGUAUUAAAGUCAAUUUUUGGUUAGAUUUUAUUAAGUUAUUUAAUAAGGAGAGUAUAAAUUUGGUCUAAAAAUAGGGAGAUGGGAUAUAUUUCAUAGAACGGAGAACGAUAAACCAUAUGAAAAAAUGUAAGACAAAUAUAUAAGUUUUAUUUAAUAGUGGAGGAGGAUAUUAUGAUCAAUAAGUAGAUUAGUAAAAUUCUGAAAUAAAAAAAGGUUUUUGGAUUGAAGUGGGUAAAGGAUUAUUUAUGUAUAUUUUUAUUAAAUAAAAAAUAGGUAUGAUUUAGUCACUUUUAAUGGUGAAUAUUAAUAUGGCAAAAAAGUUGGUAAAUGGACAACACAUAUAAGAAAUCAUAAUUUUAGUUAUGAAAAAAUGUAUAAAUUGUUGAAAAUAUAUUUUGUAUAUAGUGGUGGUGGUUAUUAUGACAAUCAUCAAGAAGGUCAUAAAAGCUUAGAUGUAGAUAUUAAGACAGGUAAAUGGAUUGAAUGGAAUGAAGAGUAGUUUAAAUGAUUAAAUUUUUAGUCAUUCUUGGGUUAUAUAUGAAGGUGAAUAUAAAAAUGGAUUGAAAGUUGGAUUAUGGAAUACAUUUUAUAAAUGUGAUAGUACCACUCCUUUUUAUAUGAUGUAAAAAUAUUGUUUUACAGGAUUUGUUUAUAGAGGCGGAGGUUUAUAUAAAAUAGACAUUGAGAAGGGUUCCAUAAAAACAGGAAUGUGGAUUGAGUUAAGCAUAGAUUUUUAAUGGUAGUUAAAUUGGAAAUAAUCAAUUAUUUAGGGACAAUAUCACAAUAUAUUAAGGAGAGUAUAAAAAUGGUUUAAAAAUUGGUAGAUGGGAAAUAUUUUAGAGAUUAGAUAUUUUAAAAAAUUAUGAAAUGAUGUAAAUUUAUUUAAAAGGAAUUUUUAUAGUGGGGGAGGAUAAUAUUAAGGAGAUGAUGAUGGUUUUAAUAAUGGAAUUAAAACAGGUAAAUGGGUGGAUUUAAGUGAUAAGUAAAUUUCAUUUAAUCUAUUAGAUUUAGAUAUGGUUUAAUUACUUAUUAUGGAGGAUAUAAAAAUGGAAAAAAAAUUGGAAAAUGGGAUAUAUUUCAAAAAUUAUAUGAUUUAAAUGAAUUGAUGUUAAAUAAUAUUUUAAUUAUUUAGAGGUGGAGGAUAAUAUUCAGAUAUAAAAUAAGGUCAUUGUGACAAUGGAAUUAAAAUUGGAAAAUGGAUAGAGUUGCAUGAUGGUUUUUGGUCGUAAUAAUUUAUUAAGAUUUAAAUUUAGUGAACUUUAAGUAACAUUUGUUGGAGAAUAUGUAAAUGGUAAAAAAAUUGGUUAAUGGGAUACUUAUUUUAAGGAAAAUUAGUAAUAUAUAAAAAUGUAAUUUUUAUUAAAAGAUUCUUUAUUUAGUGGUGGAGGGUAGUAUGUUUAUCAAUAAAAUUUCUGGGAUUGUGACUAUUAAGCAACUAAGAUUGGGAAAUGGAUAGAAUUGAAUGAUGGAUUUUGGCGGUAAUAAAAAUUAUUUAAAAUUUAGUCUUAAUUAAGUCACUUGUAUUGGAGAAUAUAAAAAUGGGAUAAAAGUAGGUAGAUGGAAUGAUUAUUAAAAAGACUUUAAAAAUGGAGAUAUUCAAUAAAUGUAGAAAGUUAAUUUAUUUUUAGAGGAGGAGGAUUAUAUGAAGAAAGCCAUAAAAGCAAUAAUUAAAUAAUUUCAAUUAAGUAAGGAAUAUGGAUAGAAUUGAGCAAUAAUUAUGAUUAGUAUUUAUUUUCAUUCAUUAUUAUUUUAGUGAAAGUUAAUUGACCUACAAAGGUGAAUAUAAAAAUGGUUAUAAAAUUGGUAUUUGGGAAACAUUUUAAAGAUUUUAUGAUCAAGAGUGGAAAAUAGAAUAAAUGUAUGAGCAAUAAAAUAAUCAAUUUUAUAGAGGUGGUGGCUAAUAUGAGGAAAUUAAAUUGGAUGAUGAAUUAUUUUCAAUUAAGAUUGGCAAGUGGAUUGAAAUAAGCAAUGAAUUUAAGAAUUGGAAUUAAAAAAUUUACAAUGGUGAGUAUAGAGAUGGAAAAAAAUUUGGUGUGUGGUAUGAAAUGAGAAGAGAUGAAAAAUAAUUGAAGUAAGGAUUUUAAAAAAAGUAAAAUAUUAUUAAUAAUUCUAAAAUGAUAAUAGUAUGCAAAUCAAAUAUUAGUGA